UAUUAAAAUAUGCAAUACGUUGCAACGUGUGCUCGACUUGCAUAGCGAAAAUUUAACGCAUCGGAGUCGUUUCGCAUGAGGAAAGUGACUUUCCUUAAAGGAUACGUUAGUUGAUGGAUGGUCGCACUUGACAACGGGCCGCGCUCAAGAAAAAGAAAAAAGGCAAUGGCGAGCUUCAUUAAUUCGACGGCGAAUUUCAUCAACAAUGCAUACGACUACUACCUCUGGACGUUAUCUCUCGCAGACGAGAGAACGAGGGGAUGGUUAUUGGUUGACUCGCCAAAACCAACGUUAAUGUACACGAUACUGUAUCUCCUAAUUGUUUGGGCGGGUCCUAAGGCUAUGAAGAAGCGGAAAGCUUUCCAAUUAAGAUGGACACUGGUGCUCUACAACCUUGCCAUGGCCUGUCUCAAUGCUUACAUUGCCAUUCAGUUGUUUGUAGCCUCUACAAGAUUACGGUAUAGUUAUGUGUGUCAGCCAAUAAGGCACAUCACGCGUCCCGAUGAACUUCAGAUCGUCCACGCAGUUUGGUGGUACUACUUCAGCAAGCUUCUGGAAUUCUGUGACACGUUCUUCUUCAUUUUACGGAAGAAGGACAACCAAUUGAGCUUCCUCCACGUCUACCACCACUCUACCAUGUUUUCAUUAUGGUGGAUCGGUAUCAAAUGGGUACCGAGUGGAUCCACUUUCCUGCCUGCAAUGGUAAACAGCUUUAUCCACGUGCUGAUGUAUUCGUACUAUGGACUCGCCGCGUUAGGUCCUUCAGUGACCAAGUACCUCUGGUGGAAGAAAUACUUGACGAUUCUCCAGCUCAUUCAGUUCACUACUGCCUUAAUUUUGGGCAUUAACGGUAUCCGAUCGGGAUGCGAAUUCCCUAUCUGGAUGCAGUAUGCUCUCGUAAUCUACAUGCUUUCCUUCAUCGUCCUAUUCGGAAAUUUCUACGCCAAAGCUUACAUCGCAAAGGGUAAACAAGUAUACGCGGAGAAGCGGCUGGAGAGGAUAAGGGCUGCCACUGAAGCAGCGGCAUUGAAUGCGAAGGACGACAGCACGCUCAGCAAUGGAAUUGUUACAAACGGAUACACGAAUGGUUACACGAACGGAGUGUCUAAGAAGAGUCAAUGAGGCCCUCUCUGAUGAGUCUCUCCGUCGACGUUAGCCCGAUGUAAACGACACUCGCGCAACGCAGAACAAAAAAAAAAAUAGUCACGGACAUUAGUAACAGAUAUAUAAUUGACGUCAAAGAUUGCGUCGCGAUCGAUAGCGACGAACGUCGAGAGGUAGUUCACCGUAAGACGAGAGAAAACAACAAGGAGACAAAAAAGGAAGAAUAAAAGAAAGAAGGAAGGGAAACAACAACAAUAAUGGGAACGAGAAAUAGAAUAUCGUUUAGACCACUCGGCGUACUACACUUGCUUGCGAAACGAUUUGAAUAAAUUGAUAUAUUAGUUCACAGACGUGUCAAAUACGAAUAACAAGACUUUUCAGGGAAAACCUUUGAAUGUUUAUAACUUUGUAAUAGAAAACGUAUAGACCACGUUUUUAAAUAGAAGUCACUUGACAUAUCUGUGAACUAAGUAUUGAUGUUUCGAUAAUGUUUGAUUUGUUUCCAAUGAAAUUAGAAUGACAUGAAAUGUUACAAUUACGAGGCACUGCUUACAGGCUUGCGUAAGCGGUUAUGACAGUAGCCGAAGUGACAGUGCACGGUGCAAAUAUUUGUCAUAUCCUUAUUUGAUAGGAAUGAAAUGAAGAUAAGAUAACUAUGCUUAAAAGAUUUGAUGAAAUUACAUAAGAAACAUCUAGGCAACUGAAUUGUGUUUUUGAUCAAAAAUGCUCAAAUUGUAUAGAAAGAUUAAUGUAUUUAAAUAAAUAUUUAAUCGUUAAAAAUGA
Molecule: messenger RNA, 1887 nt
Organism: Odontomachus brunneus
Lineage: Eukaryota; Metazoa; Arthropoda; Insecta; Hymenoptera; Formicidae
Product: elongation of very long chain fatty acids protein 4-like
Exons: 8
Coding region: 118-1122 (334 amino acids)
Biological process (GO): fatty acid elongation, monounsaturated fatty acid; fatty acid elongation, polyunsaturated fatty acid; fatty acid elongation, saturated fatty acid
Cellular component (GO): endoplasmic reticulum membrane
Molecular function (GO): fatty acid elongase activity
Source: RefSeq, a predicted model, not a curated record